Messenger RNA from Mercurialis annua (annual mercury), 627 nucleotides. RefSeq lists its product as uncharacterized. The transcript is spliced from 5 exons. NCBI's taxonomy places the organism in Eukaryota, Viridiplantae, Streptophyta, Magnoliopsida, Malpighiales, Euphorbiaceae. The coding region runs from base 85 to 480 and encodes 131 amino acids. The record is from RefSeq and is a predicted model, not a curated record.
AAAAAAAAAAAAGAGAAGUAAUUGAGCGAAGGAGCAAGAAGACAGUAGUAGCAAACUGUCGAGCAAUUAUAACCUGAAGAACAAAUGGCAUCGCCACCGCCACCAAUAUCGCCGCCUUCCGCCUCAAAUUCCGGCAAUUCCGCCUCUCAUUUUCCUCCGUCAAAGGUUGAAGAUGGCAAUAACAAGAACAGCACUGUCCUCAAUGUGCUCGAUGAAAUGCCUCACUCACCCCAUUUUCAGAUUCUUGAUAGUGAAGAAUACAUGGACAAAUAUAGAAAGUAUGAAGGGGAUUACACUCGUAGAUUGAUGUCGAAAUACUUCUCUAAGCAGAAUCUUUAUGGAGGAAACAUAUUUGACGAUAAAAAUACCUUUGGUGACGAGACUAUACUGUCAAGCAGAUGGCCUUGUCUAAGAUCAUUUGCAGACCCAGUGAAAAGUUUUGAGGAACAGAGAAAUGUCGGUUCAACAUCUGAAACAUGAUUAACAUCUCAUAUAUGGAAGUACCCACUAAUGAAUGGCUGAUUCAACAGCUGCUUCCCGUCAAAUAUGGUAUUAUACUAUGUAUAUAACUUGAUAUUAACGUUGCUGACAAAGAUGCAAAAGAAAUGACUAGAACUUAUUCCUAAA